Molecule: messenger RNA, 1054 nt
Organism: Paramecium sonneborni
Lineage: Eukaryota; Ciliophora; Oligohymenophorea; Peniculida; Parameciidae
Source: the annotation of a GenBank genome assembly
AAUAAAACAAAUGUAAAAAUAGAGAUUUCCUACACUUGGUGAAUGGACUGAGAAAGUUUAUAUAUAUUUAAAUAUUUAAGAAAACAAGCUAAUUUACGGAAGAAAAGUUGAUAAUUAGAAAUCCGGAAGAAUUGAAAUGCAAAAUUGCAAAAAUGAUAUCUGAAGGUGCAAAACAGACUUAAAUAGUGACUGAUUUUGAUUAAACAAUAUCUUCUUUUCUUAGUCCAGCUACAUUUAGUUUGUUUAGGUAUAGAAUAAUAAUAUAAAAAUAGGAUGUCAGAAUUAUCACCUUAGGAAUUCAAAAAUAAAAUGUAAUCUUAUUAUGAUUACUAUGUUCCAAUUGAGAAAGAUUAGAGUAUUAAAAUAGAGGAAAAAAAUAAACACAUGCAUGAAUGGUAUUAGAAAGUAUCUGAAGCAUUUCAUGAAGCAAAAUUUACAAAGUCAUUAGCUUGUUAAAUAUUAAAUACUUCUCAUAUUUAUUUAAGAUAUCUUUUUGAACCAUUCUUUAAUAAAUGUGAAGAAGAGCAUAUUCCAUUUCAUAUUGUAAGUGGUGGACUUGAUAAAGUGAUAAAUACAAUUUUAGCUUCAAUUCAUGAGAUUGAAUCCUAUGAUGAAAUGACAUUACAUACAAAUUAAAUGUUGUUUUAAGAUGAUAUCUUAGAAAAGAUGGAAAUGCUUGUAACAGCAACUACAAAAGCUAAAAUAUUAGAAACUUCAGGAAUUCAAUUCAGAAACAAUACUAUUUUGUUAGGUGAUUUGCCAAGUGAUUUUUAUAUGACUAAAUUCUUAAACAUUCCAAAUUAAGUGAGCAUAGGAUUUUUAGUUUAGGAUCAUGCAUAGUAGAUUUUAAUUUAUAAUUAGUUAAUUGGAAGAAUAUAAGAAAUUAUAUGAUAUCACUAUCAUAGGUGAUCCUAGUUUCUUAGUUCCUUAAGUAUUGUUAUCCAAAGUAAUUGGGCAUCCAUUAUCAGAAGAAUGCACUUAGCUUUUCAAUUCAUAAAAUUAUGAUGAGCUUCGUGAACUCUUUUGAAAUAGAGAUUAUUUAAUACAAAUAAAC